This is a messenger RNA of Zymoseptoria tritici IPO323, 1284 nucleotides long. RefSeq lists its product as uncharacterized. Bases 1 to 1284 code for a protein of 427 amino acids. The record is from RefSeq and is a predicted model, not a curated record. The transcript is spliced from 2 exons. Lineage: Eukaryota; Fungi; Ascomycota; Dothideomycetes; Mycosphaerellales; Mycosphaerellaceae. Gene Ontology annotation, molecular function: peroxidase activity.
AUGAAGUUCUCUGCUACUCAGGCCCUGAUGGGCGCGUUGCCUAUGGCUGCGGCUUUCCCGGCUCAGAUGCUGGAGAUCAUGCAGAGCAACCCAGAGCUCGCUGCUCGUUCGAACGAACUACUGGCAGCCCGACAGGCCGGUGCUGGUGCCGCGACUGCCAUCUUCGAGACCAUCCCAACCUUCGACAAGGAGGCGCAGUACAUUGAUGUAUCUGCUGGCUCCGGUCAUGAGUGGCAGCCCCCAAGGAAGGGCGAUCUCCGUGGUGUCUGCCCGGGAUUGAACGCGUUCGCCAACCACGGCUUCCUCCCCCGCAACGGAUACGCCACCAUCCAGCAGUACAUUGACAUUACCGAAAAGGUCGUCGGCAUGGGCGCUGAUCUGUCUGGUUUCUUGGCUGUGCUCGGCGCUCUCCUCGACGGAGACCUUACUGCGUGGUCAAUGGGUGGCACUCCACCCCUAGGUGUCGGCGGACCUCUCGCUCAGGGCGGCCACGGUCUCAUCGGCUCGCACAACAAGUACGAGAACGACGUUUCUCCCACCCGUCCUGACCUUUACGAGUCCGGCAACAACUACAUCACGGAUGCUGCAGCCUUCCAGAAGUUGAUUGACGUCUCUCCCGGCGGCGAGGUCACCCUCGACAGCUUGACUGUCCACCGCUCCAACCGCUUCGACCGCUCCCUCAACAACAACCCUUACUUCUUCAACGGCCCCUUCCCCGGUCUGUUAGUGCAAUCUGCUGCAUUCACCUUCAUCUACCGCUUCAUGGCCAACCACUCUGAGGCUGACCCCGUCGGCACUCUUUCUUACGACGUAAUCAAGAGCUGGUUCGGUAUUGAGGGCGAGAACGGCAACUACAAGGCUCGUCAGGGAUACGAACGCAUUCCCGAGAACUGGUACCGUCGCUCUCUGACCGCACCAUACACCAUCCCAUAUUUCCUCGGAGACACCGUCGUCGCCGCUGGCCUCCACCCCAAGUUCCUCAACGUCGGUGGCAACCUCGACGGCAAGACCAACAACUUUGCUGGUGUCAACAUCAACAACCUCACCGGUGGCGUGUUCAACGGCGCAGACCUCCUGAAGGGAAACAACCUCGGAUGCUUCGCAUUCCAGACUGUCACUCAGCUCAAGGGAGACCUCCUCGCCGGCGUCGUCUCUGGCAUUCAGAACCUUUUGGGCUCUCUCAUUCCCCAGCUUGGCUGCCCUAAGCUUAAUCGCAUCGACGAGCAGCAGCUGAGGAGAUUCCCUGGCUACGUUCGUGGUAGCGCUACUGGCGUCACCAACUAG